Molecule: messenger RNA, 1205 nt
Organism: Neltuma alba
Lineage: Eukaryota; Viridiplantae; Streptophyta; Magnoliopsida; Fabales; Fabaceae
Product: cation-chloride cotransporter 1
Exons: 9
Coding region: 222-1205 (327 amino acids)
Biological process (GO): transmembrane transport; monoatomic ion transport
Cellular component (GO): membrane
Molecular function (GO): chloride:monoatomic cation symporter activity
Source: RefSeq, a predicted model, not a curated record
AUGCAAAUUUCCCAUUCUCUCAUUUUCUGACCCUUCCUCAUCGUUUCAAACGCGCGCGUAUUUCUAGUCCCUCCUUAUUUUUCGCUUGGAAAGGAUUCUGACCAGAGGAAUUCGGGUUUCUUCUUUUCCAUUUUCAAUUCAAAGACUCUUCUCUCCAAGUCGUAUUUUUUCUUCGGAUUCUGUGAAGAUAUUAUACAUAAUCUUGAUCCCAGUAACCGAAAAUGGAUAAUGGGGAUCUUGAUGGCAGUGGAGAAGAUGAGUUUCAUGGGCAGAGGGGUCGCAAGUACCGGCCCGUGUUGGCCAACGAUCGUGCCGUGCUUGAGAUGUCUUCCAUGGAUCCUGGAUCGUCGUCUUCUUCGUAUCCCAAUCAACCUGCUUCAGUCAAAACAAUUAAUAUAAAUGCGGGUGCAAAUGUGGGUUCUGAUGCGAAAGAAGGGAACUCUCCUCGUCAUGCACAGGCUAAUGGAAUGCAAGGGGAAUCCAAAUUGGAAUUGUUUGGUUUUGAUUCUCUUGUCAACAUUCUUGGGCUCAAAAGUAUGACUGGAGAGCAGCUUCAACAGCCAUCUAGUCCUAGAGAUGGUGAGAAUAUUUCCAUCACAGUUGGGCAGCCAAGGCCUGCAGGUCCCCAGCUUGGAACAUUGAUGGGUGUAUUCAUUCCGUGCUUGCAAAGCAUAUUGGGAAUUAUCUAUUACAUUCGGUUCUCUUGGAUUGUUGGUAUGGCUGGCAUAGCAGAGUCGUUGUUGCUUGUUACUUUAUGUGGCUCCUGUACUUUUCUAACCUCAAUAUCACUGAGUGCUAUUGCAACCAAUGGUGCCAUGAAGGGUGGUGGACCAUACUAUCUCAUUGGUCGUGCUCUUGGUCCAGAAGUUGGAGUUAGCAUUGGUCUUUGUUUCUUUCUGGGGAACGCAGUUGCUGGAGCCCUUUAUGUGUUGGGAGCUGUAGAAACUUUUUUGAAAGCAGUGCCUAAAGCUGGGAUUUUUGGAGAGACUAUCACGCAAGUUAAUGGUACUGCCAUUGCAGAACCGAUACACGUUAUAAGUUCCCAUGAUAUGCAAAUUUAUGGAAUUGUUGUGACUAUUAUAUUAUGCUUUAUUGUAUUUGGAGGUGUAAAGAUCAUUAAUCGGGUUGCUCCUGCUUUUCUUAUACCUGUUUUGUUCUCGCUGGCCUGCAUAUUCAUGGGGAUUUUUCUUGGCAAGAAAGGAUAA